Messenger RNA from Sodiomyces alkalinus F11, 4525 nucleotides. RefSeq lists its product as hypothetical. Gene Ontology annotation, molecular function: protein binding. The coding region runs from base 321 to 4334 and encodes 1337 amino acids. NCBI's taxonomy places the organism in Eukaryota, Fungi, Ascomycota, Sordariomycetes, Glomerellales, Plectosphaerellaceae. The record is from RefSeq and is a predicted model, not a curated record. The transcript is spliced from 3 exons.
CAUAAAGCCUGAAGGACUGUCUCCUCCCCGAGAGAUCAAAUAUAUCAUACAGUGGGAGGAUGCUCUGGUCUAAGCACAUACUAUCUCAUUGGAACGGGCCAUGCCGCCCGGCCCGUUGGAGGAUGGUUGCCUUACCCUUCCAAUGCAGCCGACAUGGUGUGCAGGGGAGAGACACCGACCCAGCCCCAACGGGACAGUCUUGGGGCGCUCUGCUGCAGGAGGGAGGAUGUUUUGCUUCAUAAUUAAUCCCCAGUUUCCGUCGAAAGCCCAUCUUCGUUUGGUUCCCGUCAUGGCACCGAUGUUGGGCCACAUCCUCUCAGAUGUCUCUGACUUCGAAAAUGAACCAUUUUGAUACUAGUACCACUCUCGUUGAGCCGGAGCCGGCAUCCAGGACCUCUCGACUUUUAAAGGCCCUUCCUUCUGCGAGGCUCGGCAAAGUCUUUGGCCGACGGAAGAAGUCUCGUUCGGCUUCUAAAGAAGGAUCCAAGUCUCCGAAGGCAAAGCAGCAUGUCUCUCGGCCUACGAGUCCAUCCCAAUGUGGACAAGAUACGCCCUCGCCACAAGAGACCUCAAUUUCUGCCUGCCCAGAUGUCACAGUUGUCGCUGCUCCAACUCCUUCGUAUGAUCUAUGGGACAUCGCAUAUGAUGAGUUGCGCAAGGCAGACGGUAAACGUAUUCUGGUCGAGCGGUUCGAGAAGCUGUUGUCUUCUAAGCUCAAAACACUCGAAGAUAGGGAACCAGUGGAAUCGGGACACCCGGACAAUGGCACCAUCGACUCUGAAGAGAACCGCAUUUCCAAAGAACGGGAAGCUCGCCGCGGGCAGAUGAAAGAGAUCCUAGACAUGGGUCGAGAGAACAUGAGAAAACAGGCAUUAAAGCUCCGAGUGGGCACCUGGGAGGUCGACUUCAGAGACAAAGCCGAAAAGGCGGCAGGGUUCAUUGAAUGGUUCCAAAGUUGGGCCGGCAAGGCUUCCCAAGCCUCCCUUGAAUCGACCCUUGUUUGGGCCGCCGUCUCUUUGACAUUCCCCCUGCUCACCAACCCCGUUGACGCAAGACAGUCCCGCGACGAAGGCUUUAAGGAAGUGUUGGCGCUCACAAAGUAUUAUACCGCCCACGAACAUGAAAUCCUAGGGAGAUCUGGCAACAACAAAGAAGAACUCCGAGAGCGAAUUCUCAAGACAUAUAAGGCCGUCCUCGAAUUCCAAGUUCACAGCGCUCUCUGCUUUCAUAACAGUCGCUUCGAAAGGAGCAAGGAUUAUAUUUUACGACCGGAGAAGUGGAACACCAUGCUAGACACCAUCAAGAGUCGCCAUGAGGAGGUCAGGACUUUCAGUCAAACGAUCGGCUUGGCUGAAACUCUCGGCAAGUUGGACGAGAUCAAAGAAGAGGUUAAGGAUGUGCCGAGGCAGCUCGCCCAAGUGACCGACCUUCUAUGUCGGACACUCGAAGUGAACGAAGAGGCACUCGCACUCACCAGGGAAAAUAACCAGAUACAGAAAAGCCAGACCCCCUUGCUCAAGGAAAUUCACGAGGCGGUGGUCAUGAAACAGACAAAAGAAAUUGCCCGGUCCGAGGAGGAGGAGGAAAUCCUGAAACUUCUCACUAAAAAUCUCCCCUCCUACGGCACAAGUCCUGAGGCGAUCAAAGACCUCAUCCCCGGCUUGGUUGAAGGGACGGGUCGGUGGUUGCUUCAGAACGGUGACUACCAGCAGUGGUUGGCAGAGCCAUCCGGUCUGCUGCUCAUCUCUGGUAAUCCAGGAUGCGGGAAAUCCGUCAUUUCGAAGCACCUGAUCGAUCAUGCUCUCCCGGAUGCGGGUCACGCCACCGUGUGCUACUUUUUCUUCGACCAGCAUGAAAUAGCCCAAGCUCUCUGCACACUCCUGCACCAACUCUUCACGGCGAGGCCAAAUCUGCUCAAGCACGCGACCUCGGCCUACCAGCGUUAUCAAGACAUGAUGGCCACAAGGCCAGACGUCUUGUGGAAAGUGUUAGAGGAAGCCACUCUCAGCGAGGAUACUAGACCGGUGGCUCUUGUGCUAGAUGCUUUGGACCAGUGCCCAGAAGACAUAGCGGGAUUCAUCGGCCGGCGGUACAGGAGUGGGCGGCUCAAAAUCUCCAUAACCACCCGAGCCUAUAGCGCCAUCACCGCCGAAGUUGAGGCUUCACGUGGGGGCCCCCUUUACCGGAUAUUCGGGGAAUUAGGCGACAGCACCUCGAUCAUAUCUGAAGAAGUGGCACUCGUUGUGAAAAGCCAAAUCUCGACCCUUGGUAGUGCAUGGCCAGCCAAGGCGAAGGCGCGUCUUCAGGAGAAGAUGCUCCAAGUCAGGAACCCUACCUAUCUUUGGGUUCGACUCAUAUUCGAGGCCCUGCAGCCGAGAAGAGGUGGCAAUGAAUUCCUGCCCUCUUUGUCCAACAUCGAGAAGCUCAUCUCGAAACUGCCGCAGAGCGUGAAUGAGGCAUACGACAUGAUCAUCGACACCGCUGCCAACGAGGACGCGUUCAAGCCGAUUAUGGGGAUGAUCAUUGCGGCGAAACGACCUCUGACGGUGCGAGAGAUGAAUGUGGCCAUUCAUCUGUCUCCAUCCACAACCUCGUUUCAGGAGCUGAAGGAUGAUGUGAUUGAUCUGAUCGAUGACGAUGCCUUCGAGCACAUACUUAGGCAGUGGUCUGGACUCUUUAUCAUCAUUGAAAAGCGUAGGAUUUACUUUCUCCACGAGACCGCCAAAGAAUUCUUUACGAUGAUGCCGACAAGUACGUCGCCAAAGCCGUGCUUGAGGUGGCAGGGUUCGAUUAGCCUGAACCAAGCACACACUACUAUCCUGGAAGCUUGCAUGCGAGUGCUACUCUUGACCGACCUCCUAGAUGAGAGUGGACAACCAGAGCUGCUAGAAGGUGAGAGGCUACCGAAAAGAAUUCUCCUCGACGAGGUCUUUGUGCGUUUCCGGGAAUCGGAGGAUGCCGGAUUCCCCUUUGCCAUCUAUGCAUCUCUGAAUUGGACAGAGCAUGUCCGAGUGCUAGGGCCAGUCCCUCCUCCUCUCGAAUCAGCCUACGAACGCCUUUGCGACCUCUCAAAUGGACUCUGUCUCUCCUGGUUGAAUCUAUACUUGUAUAGCCGACUCUAUAUCAUGCUCGCCCCUAGCAACCUCAAUACGAUUAGCCUGAAAGCACUUAUGGGUCAUAGGACCCAGGUAAUGGAAGAUGUUAGGAAUGACAACUUGUGGUUGGACUUCUACACCCCAGAGUCCGAGUGUGAAGACUGUCUCGCUCAACCUCUCCCCCCUCUGCUUGCUGCCAUCAUGGGGGAGCAUCUCGAACUCGCGAAGGACCUCUUGGACAAUGGCGCCAACCCUAACCAAACCUUCAUGAUGUAUAGCCCGUUAGACUGGAUCAUGGAAGCGAAUUCAUCUGCCAUGCGUGGCUUGAUCCCGCACCUACUCCAGAAGGGGGCUAGCACGACUCCGGUGUCUCUCCCCGGCUAUGAUUCACUUCCGUGCCCAUUAUAUGUUGCGGCAAAGCGAGGCACGGCCACAGUGGCCGAGACUUUGCUUGUUCACGAGAAGUCCAUCGGAUCGGCAGACCCACUCUCGAUCAUAGAUCCCUGCUGGGGCCAGACACCGUUCCACGUGGUUUCGAAUCCGGAGACGAUGAAGGUUUUGCUCCAACACCGAGUCGACUCGCCGUUGGUGAAGGACGAAAAGGGUUAUACGCCAUUGGCAACGGUGUGCGGAGUAGAAUUAAAGAAAAUGCUACUGGAAGCAUGCCACAGUGAGAUCACCCAAGCACAACUUCGACAAGCCCUUGAUAGGGCAUGCAAUGCCGCUGAAGUUGCGCUCCUAUUCGAGUACGGCGCUGAUUCGAGGACCAAUGGCACACUGCCACUUCUCUCUGACCUCUGGGAUUCUUCCUGGCCUCAGUCGGCUACGUCACAGGUGGAAAUGCUCCAAAAACUCCUAAAGCAUUGCGACCCGGAGGCGCGGAAUGAACUCGGAGAAACUGCUCUUCUCAAGUAUGUUUCAGUCGGCGGCACAGAGGUCGUUGUGAAAGGACUGCUUGCCCAUGGUGUCGACGGCAGAGCGACGGAUUGCCAUGGAAGGACUGCCCUUCACCUCGCCUGUUCCAGACAGAGUCCAUCGGUUUCAGUCGUACAGCUAUUGUUGAACAAUCUUCCCAAGGAUACCUUGAGUGCUCGAGAUCGGUACGGACGGACUGCAGAACACUACGCCCGCGACCAGAGCCAUAUUGAACUCGUCGAUCUCCUGGUAAAAUACGGGCUUGAUAUCGAAGCAGUGGCCAGCGACGGAAGAACACCGCUGCCGUGCGCUAUUUCGUCCUAGCUGGACGCCGAAAUGAAGACAAUCUUCUUGCUUAACCAGGGCGCGAUUUUGAAGAUUGGCGACAAUGAUGGUAAAACGUCCCUAUACUGGGCACUGAAAUGAUACAAUGCGCUGUCAAGCGGGUUGUUAAAAAGACUACUUGCCCUGGAUGCACAGUAUGCUGACGGAAACACCUCCGACGAAGACUGCAG